UUAGUUUUAUUUAAGUUCUAGUGGUUUUUGUUUAAGAAUUCGGUAACUAAUUGUAGAUUACUUUACAAACAAUGCUCCUCCACUGGGUCAGUUGAGAGAUGACUGAGGAAGAGAAACGGCAAAGUUAACUGGCGAGGUCACAAAAUUGUAAACAUCAUUGGGUUAUACAGCAUUAAAAUGCUUAUACAGCAUUUGGUUCAAAUAUCUUUUAAUAAUCUAACUGCGCCAAACAAUACAGCAGUGCUUGUAAUAAACUUGCCUUUUGACCUUCAGAUACGCCAUAGCCCUGUUUGCAUAAGCUCUCCAACAAAAUCCUUGUUUCCUUCUUGCUCUCUUGGUUUUGUUCCUUCUAUCUCUCUAGAUUUUGAAUCAUUUGCAUCUGGCCCAACUGCUUUACCUUUUUAGAAAUCUAAAACAAUCUUCUUUGGUCGUACAAAUAGUCGUGGGAAAUCCUCAGUGAGAAGUUUUUUUAAAAACUGGAGAAAUAAAAAAAUUAAGAGAUAUCUAUGUGUCCAAAGGUGAAAGCUAUACACAAAGGAUGGAUAAAUAAAAUGGCAUGUUGCUAUAAUUCCUAAGUUUCUUUGAUGCUUAUUGUGUAAACAAGGGAUAAUUGCGGCAAAAGUCCCCAAAAACUUGAGGUUGAUACCGAUUAGUCCUCAACCUCAAAAAUUGGCGGUGAAAAUACCCAAGGUGGACAAAGUUGUUUGUCCGUUCAUACUCAGUCCGUUAGUGAGACUAACGGGACACGUGGACGCACCAGAUUUAAUCCCCUUUUUAUUUUUAAUUAUCCCCUAAAAUAUAAAAGUAUUAACUAAAAAAAAUUAAUAAAACCUAAAAAAAUAAAUAAAACAAAUUAAUAUAACAAAUUAAUUUAAAACCUGAAAACAUUUCAAAAAAAAAAAAACUUCAUUACAGAAGUAAAAACCAAACACACUGAAAACACGCAGCCCUAAAUCAAACCUAAAUCCCUAAAUCCCUAGGUCGAAGGUUUAAGAACGACGAUGAUGGACGAAGCUUAACAACAACGAAGCUUGGACGAAGGUUGAGAAGAAUGGAUGGGGAAGGUUCGUACAGUAGUUCUGGUGUCAAUAAUAGAAGGUUGAGAGUAGCUGGUGGUUCAAACCAUGAAAGGGAACCUCAAAAUUGCUACUGUGGUAUCCCGUGGAUUUCAAGAACAUCGAACACAGAGGCAAACCCAGGUCGUCGUUUCAGGAGGUGCAGAUUUUCAAGUGCUGAUGGAGGAUGUAAGUUCUUUGAAUGGAUGGAUGUUGAAUCUUGUGGAAGGUGCAGAGAAAUAAUUCCAGGACUUUUGAGAAAGAUAACCAAACUUGAAGAUCAAUUGAUGUUGUAUGAAGAAAAUGAACAUUUGCAAGCAAAUCAAGAUUUGGGAAAGGUUCAUGGUUGUGAUUGUGGGCACAUAUGGGUACUGAGAAAUUGGAGAAAAAUUCUGAUGAUUACUUGUGUAUUUGUUUUUGUAAGUUAUCUGGUGAAGUAGUGGUAAUCUCUAUGUAAUGACAAUUUUCAAUUUUAUGUAAUGGUAUUAUGUAAUGGACAUGGCACUUGUAUUGCCAUUGUUAAUGGAAUGUAUUUUUGGUACAAUAUGUGGUACUGGUACUGGUUUUGGUACAAUAUGUAAUGGUAUUAUGUAAUGGACAUGGCACUUGUAUUGCCAUUGUUAAUUGAAUGUAUUUUUGUCAA
Molecule: messenger RNA, 1698 nt
Organism: Cannabis sativa
Lineage: Eukaryota; Viridiplantae; Streptophyta; Magnoliopsida; Rosales; Cannabaceae
Exons: 2
Coding region: 1052-1495 (147 amino acids)
Molecular function (GO): zinc ion binding
Source: RefSeq, a predicted model, not a curated record